AUGCCCUUUAGUUUUUUGCCAAGGCUCUGCAUAUUGAGUAGUGGUGGCACGGUCAACAACGUGAGCUUGAGGCAACCGGCUGCUACCGGCUCAGUCGUGACGUUACAUGGCCGGUUCGAGAUUUUAUCAUUGCCGGGCUCCUUCCUUCCACCACCAGCUCCACCGGGUGCCACCAAUUUGACCAUAUAUUUGGCUGGUGGAUACGGUCAAGUUGUUGGAGGAAAUGUUGUGGGAGCUUUGAUUGCUUCUGGACUUGUGAUUGUUAUUGCUGCUUCUUUCACUAACGUAGCAUAUGAAAGACUGUCUUUGGAUGAAGAUGAUCACUCACUUUAG
This is a messenger RNA of Coffea eugenioides, 333 nucleotides long. RefSeq names its product AT-hook motif nuclear-localized protein 23-like. The coding region runs from base 1 to 333 and encodes 110 amino acids. NCBI's taxonomy places the organism in Eukaryota, Viridiplantae, Streptophyta, Magnoliopsida, Gentianales, Rubiaceae. The transcript has a single exon. Gene Ontology annotation, molecular function: minor groove of adenine-thymine-rich DNA binding; DNA-binding transcription factor activity. The record is from RefSeq and is a predicted model, not a curated record. Gene Ontology annotation, cellular component: nucleus.